AUGACUUGCGCCCGCUUGAUCACCGUGUUAAACAGCGUUUUCCUCCCGGUCACGCCUCCGCACUGUACACCUCCCCCGGCCGAGUGGCGCACGGGACCGUCGAUCGAGCCCGGCGCCUCCUGCCUUCAGGUGCUGACCAAGCAGCGGCUGCACGAGCUCGUCAAGGAAGUGGACCCGAACGAGCAGCUGGACGAGGAGGUGGAGGAGCUGCUGCUCCAGCUGGCCGAUGACUUCAUCGAGAGCACGGUCAGCACGGCCUGCCAGCUGGCCAAGCACCGCCGGGCCGCCACUGUCGACGUGAAAGACGUCCAGCUCUAUCUCGAGCGCAAGUGGAACAUGUGGAUCCCGGGCUUCGGCACCGAGGAGAUCCGGCCGUACAAGCGGAGCGGCCCACCGAGGCGCCAUAAGCAGCGCAUGGCCAUCAUCCGCAAGGCGCUGAAGAAGUACUCUGACGGCCUCCAGACGCGGGACGGGCAGGUUGUGCUGUGCAUGUGUCGGGCUCGCUGGUGA
Messenger RNA from Pollicipes pollicipes, 510 nucleotides. Its product is annotated as transcription initiation factor TFIID subunit 12-like. Gene Ontology annotation, cellular component: SAGA complex; transcription factor TFIID complex. Gene Ontology annotation, molecular function: DNA binding; protein heterodimerization activity; TBP-class protein binding. Gene Ontology annotation, biological process: RNA polymerase II preinitiation complex assembly; DNA-templated transcription initiation. NCBI's taxonomy places the organism in Eukaryota, Metazoa, Arthropoda, Thecostraca, Pollicipedomorpha, Pollicipedidae. The record is from RefSeq and is a predicted model, not a curated record.